Molecule: messenger RNA, 1657 nt
Organism: Daucus carota subsp. sativus
Lineage: Eukaryota; Viridiplantae; Streptophyta; Magnoliopsida; Apiales; Apiaceae
Product: transcription factor SPEECHLESS
Exons: 3
Coding region: 290-1387 (365 amino acids)
Biological process (GO): positive regulation of DNA-templated transcription; stomatal complex development; guard cell differentiation
Cellular component (GO): nucleus
Molecular function (GO): protein dimerization activity; DNA-binding transcription factor activity
Source: RefSeq, a predicted model, not a curated record
UCAGUUUAUAAACGCCAGUUCCUUGUAUUAUAAAUUUAUAGUCUCUCUCUCCGUCUCUCUCCCUCUCCCUCUCUCUCAUGUGAAUUAUGUAAUCUACAAUGUAAUGACAACAAAUAUAUAUAAAUGAUGGUGAUAGUUUGGUCUCUUUCAUAAGGAUCAUUCCAGCUCACCAGACUCAAGCGCUCUAGUUUUAAGCAUUUGAUCUCUUUUCUUGAUCUUGACAACCAAAUCCAUAGUCUACAUUUGCUUGAUUUGUUUUCUUCUGGUUUAACAUCUCAUUUACAAAAAUAUGAGCGUUCAUGAGAACAGCAUGCAUACUUUGUUACCUGAAUUCUUCCAAGACUCCGACAAUCAAUUCCUCGAAUCCAAUUUCUCCGUCGCCUCGCCGGAGGAUAUUUUCAGUAUUCUCGAGGCCUUAGAUGAAGUGUCGACGUCCAAUAUCAACUCAUUACCCCCGCUGUCUCAUGAAUCUCGUUUGCCCCCGCAAUGUUUUGAUAAUCAGCAGCCGGGGACUGCUCGUACAAACUUAGUCCCACAAAAUCCAUCAUUUUCUUUCGAUGCUGUUCCUUCAGAAGAUCAAAUCGGGACGGAGCUAGAGGCGGUUAGUACUUCACACAAGUCCAAGAAACAGAAGGUAGCGGUGACAGCAGAGGAAGAUGCGAAUAUCGAUGGGCAGCAGAAGGUAUCCCACAUUACUGUGGAACGCAACCGCAGGAAGCAGAUGAAUGACAAUCUGUCCGUCUUGCGUUCGCUUAUGCCUUGCUUCUAUGUCAAAAGAGGUGAUCAAGCAUCCAUAGUAGGAGGUGUAGUUGACUACAUUACUGAGUUGCAGCAAGUUCUACAAUCCCUAGAGGCAAAGAAGCAAAGGAAGGUUUACAGUGAAGUCCUAAGUCCAAGGCUGGUCUCAAGUCCUAGAAAUUUACCAAUCAGCCCAAGGAAACCCCCAAUAAGUCCUAGACUAAUACCAAGCCUACCCAUAAGCCCAAGAACACCAACUAGCCCUUACAAGCACCAUGGUAACUUGCUGCAGUCAGCUGCUUAUAACUUAUCUCCGACCAUCAUGUCUCCUAUUUCUUCGCCCUCUGUCAAUCACCACAAUGCCAUGGCUGCAGCUAACGAGCUGGUUGCCAAUUCAAAGUCCGGGGUUGCGGAUGUGGAAGUGAAAUUCUCAGGGCCUAAUCUGCUGCUAAAGACUGUAUCUGCUAGAAUACCUGGCCAAACCCUCAAGAUCAUCACAGCCCUCGAAGAUCUCUCACUCGAGAUCCUCAAUGUGAGCCUCAGUACUGCUGAGGAAACCAUGAUCAAUUCUUUCACCAUCAAGAUUGGAAUCGAAUGUACACUAAGCGCAGAAGACCUGGCGCUCCAUGUCCAGCAAACAUUUUGCUGAGCAUCGAAUGAGAAGAUCGAAAGGAAAAUGAAUGGUUAAUUGCAUGCAUGACUUAAAUGUGACUGCCUUUCUUCCGCUCUUUCUCUAUUGGGCGUCAGAGCUGAAAAUGAGGCUGCAGCUAGCAAGCAAUAAUACAACUGAUCACUGCAUGUGGGGGAAUUUGGAAGUAUUAUCUUUACUUUACUGCGAUUAGUUUUUGCUUUUUCAUCUAACUAGUCCUUUUGUACCAUCCUGUAGUUUCUCAUUAAUGCAAUUGUUUAAUUAAUCAAA